CGACUGCUCUACAUCAAGAGACAAACAAACAACCAGACAGACUGAGAAGCUGCAGUCAUCAAGACCGGCACCUUGGAAAAGAAGAAAUUCUGAAGACCUCUGAUUGUGCUGAACCUUUUAGCCACAUUGAGAAUUAGUGCAGAAUUUCUCAUCCAAUCUUUGGAACAAGAACAUUAAAGAAUGAAGUACUACCAGUGCCCAGUCACCCAGACCGUGCACUAUGAGGGGUGCAAUCCAAAUGACACUAGACCAGUGUCAUGCUUUCAUUCACGGCCUUCUAUCAAACCUGUUCGCAAUGUUCACUUUCCCAAUGACAUAGUCUUUCAGGAUUAUGUCCGUCAAGGAGAGCUGGAGAGAAUUGGACGCUUCAUUAGAACCAGAAGAGUGAGUCUGGACACCAUCUACCAUUCAGGCAUGGCAGCCAUUCAUGAAGCAGUCCUAUCUGGAAACCUGGAGUGUGUGAAGCUUCUGGUAAAAUUUGGGGCUGACAUCACCCAGAGGGAUGAGGACGGAUGGACUCCCCUCCAUAUGGCCUGUAGUGAUGGCUUUCCAGAAAUAGCUAAGUACUUGCUUUCUUUGGGUGCAGACACUGAGGCUGAAAAUGACUGUGGGGAGAAGCCUGCUGACCUUAUUGACCCAGACAGCAAAGAGCUGCUUGAACUCUUCGGGGUCGGUGGUGCCUGAACUUGCCUGACACUGAAGUUCUGAUUGCUCUCGUCUGUUACGGCAGUUGCCACAUUAAAAGGAUGAAACCGGUAAAAGAGUGGAACAGCCACUGUGUAUGCAUAGGAGCUGGUAGUUGAGACACCUUGACAGAGUGUCUGGUUAUACACUAUUUUGGGGAAGUCGUGGCCUAAUGGUUAGAGAG
This is a messenger RNA of Sinocyclocheilus rhinocerous, 868 nucleotides long. RefSeq names its product protein phosphatase 1, regulatory subunit 27b (gene ppp1r27b). NCBI's taxonomy places the organism in Eukaryota, Metazoa, Chordata, Actinopteri, Cypriniformes, Cyprinidae. The record is from RefSeq and is a predicted model, not a curated record. The transcript has 3 exons. The coding region runs from base 181 to 684 and encodes 167 amino acids. Gene Ontology annotation, molecular function: phosphatase binding.